AUGCAAUUUCUGGUUCCCCCUGCUAGAGAGCAGCUGCAUUGUUUCCUGCCUUUUGUUAUAGAGGCCAUUGAUAGGCUGGUUUUAGAAUAUUCAGUCCCAAAAUCAAGAGUUCUUGAUGAUUUAAAAAGCUUCGGUCCAGCCGUGAAUGAUAUGGUGAAUGCCAAGAUGAAUAAUGAGAUUCAGCCUCUCCUAGAAGAGUCGCUCCAGACAGCAAGAGAUCUGGAAAGGGCAGCUCAGAUUGUGGUGGACGUCAACAUGACUCUUAUGGACGUGCAGGCCAAAGAAAUAGCUCUUAUGGCUGAGCUCACCAGUCACAGAGAUACUAUAUUAGCAGUGUUAUCGGACCCAAGCUGUGACAACUGCAGAGAUGCUGCCAGCAUAAUACAGAGGGUGCAGCUAGACAGGAACCAGAGCCAGGUUCCUUCUAUCGGUGAAUUUGUGGAUAAAUUAGUCAAUGUGAGAAAAAUCAACCUACCAGGGAUUUUCGAGAAGGCACUGCAAGCACUCAAGGAUAUGCCAAAACUAGUGAACACACAGACAUCCAAAAGUAUUAGUGAUGUAAAAUUGGCAUUAAACGAGACAGAACAAGUAAUUGUAUCCUAUGCAGGCAAGAUUCCUAUUCUCAAAUAUAUUGAUCCUAUAAAUGAAGCAGUACUUAACUUUGAACAAAAGGCCGUAUUGUACGGUGGUGAAGUAGAACGCUACGAAUACUACAGGUGGGUUGUAGGAGUUGUUUUGUGCUGUAUACUUCUCCUGAUAGCUAUCACCACUAUACUGGGGCUUCUCUUUGGAGUUUGGGGUCUCUACCUACUGAGAGAUGCUGGGAACAGCAGACGGAGGAGAAGGGAUGGAGUUGGAUUCCUCCUAAUUGAGGUCUAUCUCUCUUUUAUAUUUUCCUGGCUGAUCAUCCUCUUUGUGUUCAUCACCUUCCUGAUCGGAGGAAACGUACAGACUCUUGUGUGCAAACACUGGGCCAAUGGGGAUAUUUAUAGGUUUCUGGAUAAUCCAAACAAUCUGCCUCAGAACAUCAACUUGAAAAGACAACUUGGGCUCAGAGAAAAUUCUAACUUCACCGACAUGUAUAGGCAGUGCAAACGUGGCGCUCCAAUAUGGAAUGUUCUUCAAUUAAAUCCUAUUGACUUGGAUUCUGCUUUCAACAUAUCUAAAUAUACAGGACAACUGAAAACAAAGAUAGAUAGCUUGAAUGUGAGUGUGGAUGGACUUGACUUGAUCUCCAAUAUUGCAGUAAUGGUUCUACAAGACUAUAACAACAGUGGAUUGGAUCAAGUUCCAUAUGAAAGCAUCCUUACACAGAUACAAGUGCCUCCUGUGAUUCAACAAUUUGAACAAUUUAUCCCAAACCUGGAAAGUCUUGCCUCCAUCCAGAGUAACGCAACCAUAAGAAGUGAUCUGGAGAAUGAGGCAGCCGCCCUGAGAAAUAUACAAAAUACAGCCAAACAAGAUCAACAGUCCUUCAUGGAGAAGUUGAACAACAGUGUCCAAACUUUGGCUGUGUUGGCUCCUAAACUUAAAGUUGGGAUACAACGUACCGUGCAGAAUAUCUACACGCUGAAAGGGCCUUUGAUUCAGGGAACAAUUGACCAAUUGAAAAAUGAGAGCAAGUGUCUGCUUGACCAGGCUAUAGGAUACUUUUCUCAAUACAUUGAAUGGGUGAAGCAAACUAUCACAACUAAUAUUGCUUCCUGCCGUUAUUUGCCCACAACACUUGACAGCGCUCGCGUUGUGCUCUGCGACCAUGUGACGGAUCCCUGGAAUGGCUUUUGGUUUUGCCUUGGUUGGUGCACUAUUCUCCUGAUUCCUAACAUAUUACUGAGUAUUAAAACCGCACAGUAUAUUGCUCCCAAGUCUCGAACAUCUGUGACUCUCUAGCCCAAGAUUGUGGCCCCUAAUUUCUCUGCUCUACCUGUAGAGGUCCAUCCCCUGAAGAGGAAAAUCUCUUCCCAUUAACUCCAAUUGCAGAUAUUGGAAGAUACUGAUUCUGAGAUCUAAAGGGAAAGUUUUAUAUGUGGACUGGCUGGACACCACCUUGAAGAAGUCCACAUCACAGCUGAAUCACAGAACUAAGAGAUUUGUUUACAAGAGAGAGACUCUGUAUAAGAGAAAGGGAUAUAAAGGAGUGGAAUAUUAUGUUAAAAUUACACUAAAUUUGAUGGGCAACUAUAUUGGGGACCAGUGUCCUGUAAGUAUGCAUUUCUGUCAUAUGCAAGAACAAGUGCCAUUUGUGGGCAAGAUGUGCACAUAUGCCAGAUUGAAUGGCUUGGAAACAACAAAACUGGAUCUUUCUAAAUUCCCUGACCACAUGGCAAACUGCAUUCAGAUGUUGGUAGUCAUGUGGACCAAAAUUAUAAUUAAAAAGGUUGACUACUUAUUUGGGAACCACAAGAAAUACCAUGUUACAGGGGAUCUACUGCUUACAGCCCUGACAAACAGCUGUCACAUGUGGCUCCGCCAUCCUGCAGCACCCCCGCAGGGGAAAUUAAUAAUUCCACAGUUGUUACUGAAGUCAACCAGAUAUCUACGUAAUGCAUAAAAGUGUUGGGUCCUCCAGAGGAACAGAUGUUCUUUUGUAGCUGCUCUUGCCUUUAAAUAAAGGUCCUCAGCCAGAGACUCUCUUCUAGCUAAGAAUAUAUCAAAAUGGGUUUUCUGAACCAGAUGAGCCCUUAGAGGGAGUUUUUAAUGUAUUAGGUUGAUGCUAUGUAUGGUAAACUAUAUUGGCAAUCGGACAUGUCAUCAUGGUUUUGCCAUGUAAGUAAAGAUUACUCUACAAGAACCAAACCUAACAGAGCCGGAAUAAUGCUGAAGAACCGGUCCAUGACUCCAUGCUUUUAGUAUGACUACUUCUGACAAAGGUGUAAUGGAGCCUGGCAUAGUUUAGCUAAACGAAUAUGGUUCCUCCUCCAAAUAUUAUCUGAAUGCCACUUCACAUUCAUGAAUGACCUACCUCACUAAAGACUAUUCAAGACGUAUUUUCAGAUACAGUUGCACAAACUAAACAAAACUAAGCUUCAGUCUUGGACAGAAAUACAAUCCUUGGCUAGUAUGCUACCACACCAUCUAAGGGAAAGUGAAUGAGGACUGCUUGUUUCUACAUACACCAACGGGUACAUAGAAUGAAUAUAAUAAGUUAUGUAAUAUGAGCUUAUACUGUAUAUAAAUACAUUAAAAAUGUGUAAGCAAUGUCAAAAAGCAUCUGUAUUACAGAUCUGUGUUGUAUAUCCAUGAUGCAGUUGCCCAUAUGCAUCAGCUAAGGGUUAGAGUGCAAGGGCAAUGGAGUCUAAGUGGGAUUUAAGUGUAUGGUGAAAUAAUGAGGGUUGUAGUACUCUGGUUGUCACAGUCUGGGUUAUAUAUAUAUAUAUAUUAUAUAUAUAUGAUUGUGAAAUUACAUUUUCUACAACAUCUCUCGGUGGUGAACUGGCAGGAGAGGAGUAGGUAGGGUGGAAGGACUCGGAAGAAAAGCAAGGCGUUCUGGAAAUAGUGGUACUAAGUAACGGCUCAAAGUACAGAACAAAUACCCCCAAAACAAAUAUUUUUUGGUGAUUUAAAACAGGAGCAGAUAGGUAAGCAAUGCUAUAUGCUUCUACAGCAUCUAUAUAUUUUUAGAUGAUGUUUGAGUACCCCUUUUAAUGAUUACCAAUUGAACCAUUACUCGCAACCCUUCAUGUCAGCAGCGUUUAUUUUUAGCUCUGGUUCAUUCUCUAUAUACAGUGAUCUGAUCAUCUAAUCGAGUUACAGUGAAUUUCAUGUCACUAUUUAUUCCAGAAUUAGGACAAUUAGUGGAUUACCCUGAACUUUCACACAACCCUCUAACCACAUAGAUUCUGCUUCAUCCUAAUGAGAACAACAAGGACUCAUUACCACCAAGAUACAGCAAACACUAUUGACCUUGUACAAAAAUAAUCUACAGUAUCUAAUAAUGCCACAUCAAUCACUCUUGUAACCCAAAGAAGAUUUAAAUAACCAAUUACAAUGUAUAGCUGAGCUAAACUUGUCAAUGUAGGGUCUGAACCACAAUGUUUCCUUCGUAUGAAAUCUAAGGCACAGGUUGUGCCUUCAAUAUUAUAUGCUACAACACAGAUCUGUAAUAUUAAGAUAAAUGAGUUAUUUCAAGAAUAAAAGUCAUCCCCUAUUCACAGGAUAGAGGAUAGAGGGGGUCUAACACUAGGGCCCCCACCAAUCAUGACCAGAUGUGCCCUGAGUGAUUGAGGAUGUAACGCACAUGCUCAGUCAUAGCUCCAUUCAUUGGAUAUGGAACAUCAAAACAAAAAGUUUAGUGCAUGCCAUUGUUUGGCAAGUCCCAUAGAUCAGUGGUUUCCAACCCAGUCUUCAAGGCCUGCCAACAUUCUGGGUUUUUUCAGGUACUCCAUUAGAAUAGACCAGGAAAAAUGGAAUCCAGAAAUGUUGGUGGGCCUUGAGGACUGGGUUGGGGACCUCUAGACAGUAAAGGGAGCGGUGACUAGGCACAAGCAUUGCAUUUACUCGGGUGACAUUUUACCUCUGUUCUUGUGGUUGGGGGAGAUCCCAGAGGUCAGAACCCUAGUUAUCCCUUAUUUUGUGGGUAGGAUGUAACUAAAUAUUGGGAUAGCCCCUUUAAAUGGGCACUGUCAGAUCCAAAAACUUUUUAUAUGUUGUUACUGAUGAAAAUCAAAAACCUUUAUAAUAUGGUUGUUUAAAAUGUUUUGAAUAUUUAAUAAAGAAAAUGGCUCCUGAAAAUUCCACCACUAGGGGUCCCCAUACCUUCUGGGACACUAAUCAGUCCUGCAGCAACAUCAUCUUGUCCAUGAGUCAUGAACAAGAGGUGACUCAUGGACAAGGCUGCAUGAGCAGACCCACCAAUCACCUCCCACCACUGCAAGGAGGGACACACCCCCUUCCCCUGAGAGGAUUUCUAACACUGUGAGCUAAUGAACAGAGGGAUUUUUAUAACAAAUAUAGGUGAUAGAGGCAGAAAACCUACAUGGUACAUGGUCAGGAUUAGGCACUGAGUAACUUAUUAAUUCUUUUUUUUUUUUUUUUUUUGUGGGAUCUGACAGGUACAAUUAAAGGUAAACCUUUUACACCAUAUCAUUUUAAGGUCUAAUAUGGUAUGUAAUUCUAUUUCCUAAUACUGUAUAUGGGGUUGAAGCUCUGUUUUUCUCAUAUCCUGUAGAGCACCAGAUCCCUUGUGUAGACAGAGUUAAAUAAGAAAAUUCUUGCUGUUGAGUCUCCUUGUGGUAAUAAAAUUAAAAUAAAUGAUGGCCAUGUCUUUAGUAUGCUGCCCUGUGUUCUUUCUCUUACUAACCUAGACCUAUAUAUGGAGAAUCAGAAUAAUGAACUAUUAGUGACUAAUCUUAGUAACAGAGCAGGCCUCCCGAAUAAUAGAGAAUAAAUGUAGCUGCAAGCCACAAUUAACACAUGUAAUGUAUUGAUGUCUACAUUGCAUGCUCCAGU
Molecule: messenger RNA, 5448 nt
Organism: Hyla sarda
Lineage: Eukaryota; Metazoa; Chordata; Amphibia; Anura; Hylidae
Gene: PROM2
Product: prominin 2
Exons: 20
Coding region: 1-1890 (629 amino acids)
Cellular component (GO): microvillus; prominosome; cell surface
Molecular function (GO): cholesterol binding
Source: RefSeq, a predicted model, not a curated record